AUGAAGUCUUUCACCACUACCACCGCUGCCCUCGCAGCCCUACUCCCUCUCGUCCACGGCCACGGCUUCGUGACCAGCCCCAACCCCCGUAUGCCCGGCGCCGCUAUGAAAGCCGCCUGCGGCAACCAGGUCGAGAUCAACCAGCAGUCCGACAACUACGGCAAUAUCCAGGGCGAGCUGCAAGUCGCCGCUAGCCAGAGCGACUACAAUGCCGCCGAGUGCGAUAUCUGGCUGUGCAAGGGCUACAAGCUCGCCGACAACACGGAUAACAUUUACUCGUACACUGCUGGUCAAACCAUCGACUUCAAGGUUGAUAUCCGCGCUCCUCAUACCGGUAUUGCCAAUGUCUCCGUCGUGGAUACUUCUAGCAACACUGUCAUUGGUGACCCUCUGAUCUCUUGGUCCGUGUAUGCUUCGACUGCUACCGGCGUCACUGCGAACGAGACUAGCUUCAGCGUUACGAUGCCGGAUAAUCUGGGCUCGCAGUGUGCUACUGCUGGUGACUGUGUGCUGCAGUGGUAUUGGUAUGCUGAGUCUAUUGAUCAGACCUACGAGUCUUGCAUCGACUUCACUGUCGGCGGUUCCGGUUCGAGCUCUAGCUCUAGCUCUAGCUCGUCCAGCUCCAGCGUUGAGACUACUUCUUCCGUUGCCGCUGCUACCUCCUCUUCAUCCGCUGUCGUCGAGACCAGCACCACCUCCUCCGCUGCUGUUGAGGCCACCGCCACGACUCAGUCUACUACCGCCGCCGCCGAAGUUACCACUUCUGCCCCCGUCCAGGCUGUGACUACCUUUGCCACCCAGGCCCGUCAGUCCUCGCAGCCCAGCACUGUCGUUGCUACUCCUAGCGCCGUUGCGAGCACCCUGGCCAUCCCUACCGACAGUGCUGCUGAUACCUUGGAAUUUGUCCGGUCUGUGUUCAAGUACUUGGUCGGCAGUAACUAA
This is a messenger RNA of Penicillium subrubescens, 942 nucleotides long. Its product is annotated as lytic polysaccharide monooxygenase. The transcript has a single exon. Bases 1 to 942 code for a protein of 313 amino acids. The record is from RefSeq and is a predicted model, not a curated record. NCBI's taxonomy places the organism in Eukaryota, Fungi, Ascomycota, Eurotiomycetes, Eurotiales, Aspergillaceae.